Molecule: messenger RNA, 513 nt
Organism: Triticum turgidum subsp. durum (durum wheat)
Lineage: Eukaryota; Viridiplantae; Streptophyta; Magnoliopsida; Poales; Poaceae
Source: the annotation of a GenBank genome assembly
AUGCAGCAGUCACGCGCAUGGUCGUCCCUUGCCCGGGGCUUAGCGCGCCGCCUCGCCGGAGGAGCGCCGUCAGCUCCGAUUCCUCCUCUCCACUCCGCUGGAAUCUCCACCGGGUCAGCCCGCCUGCUCGCCCGCCAGGACGGAGGUUUUGUUCAUGGUGGGUUCAUGGAUUCCAUUCGUAUUGGUGGUGUUGUGAUACCUAACCACAAGAGGGUGGAGUACGCACUGCAAUCCAUCCAUGGCAUUGGCCGGGCACGCGCCCGCCAGAUCCUUUCAGAGCUCAAUUUGGAGAACAAGGUCACCAAAGACCUCUCCAAGGAGGAGAUCCUCACCCUCCGUGAGGGCAUCGCAAAGUACAUGAUUGAAACAGACCUAAGACGGUUUAAGAGCGCGGCGGUCGAGAGAUUGGAAGGGAUUAGAUGCUACAGGGGGAUCCGGCACGCAGAUGCGCUACCGGUACGUGGCCAGAGAACAAAGACCAAUGGCAGGACUCGCAAGGAAAAGAGGGCUUGA